CCACCCUCACAGUCCACCCAGAACAGAAACAGAAGCCGGGACCGUGUGGACUGUCAGAGAGCAACCGGAACACUGUGGCACGGUGCUCAACACUCAACCACCGCCUGUGGAAUACGUUUCCAUGAAGAGGUUUUGGAUGAGCCUGUAAGAAGGGGAAAGCCUCACAGACAGACUUUGUUUCUAGAUUUUUUUUUUUUAUCACAAUCAGCCCUAAUGAAAGGAGAGUUUCUUCAAAACCCUAUUUCUACACCUGGACACUGAGAAGCUCUAACAGGGCAGUCGGGUGCAAAUGUGUAGUGCCUUGCCUUGAUCGUCUAAGAACUUUACACUUUGGCCAAGGACACUACCACUACAAGAAGCGACACUCAUUGUGGUGGUGACUGAGCUGAGCCCUGGACUCUUUGCACAUCGUCUGACUUGUCAAAGACCAUGCAGUACCUAAAGAAAUAUUUCACGGAGGGCCUUAUCCAGAUGGCCAUUCUGCUCAGCCUGAGUGGAGUGCGGGUUGACGUGGGACUGGAGCCCUACCUGCCUCCCUCCUGGCACGAGAUGAUCCUGGGUCCGACCUCUGCGCUGACCCAAACGCAGUUCCACAACCUCCGCAACCGCCUUGAAGACGGCCAAAGCCUGCACCCCAAGAGUGUGGACCUGGACGGGUUCUUCACAGCACGAAGGCUACUGGGCUGGGUCCGCUCUCUGGAUAGACUGCAGGUUCCUCAUGCAGAGCUGGAGACAUGGCUGGUCCAGCGGGAGCCAGAACCUCUCCCUGUGGUAUUUCCAGACCAGGCCUCCCCACUGGUGAGAGCACCUGCUGGGGUGGAGAGAGACCGAAUUUCCCCACCUGUGGAAUCCAGAGCUGCACUUGGUACCCUGCAGGAAGAAGAGGAGGAGGAUGAGCAGGAUAAAGAGGAAGAAACACAUCAUGUGCUGAAUCACAGUGGUGCUCUGGAUGAGAGAGGAGAGGAGGAGGAGGAGGAAGAGGAGGAGGAAGACCUGGACAGGAUGCAUAGGAGUUACAGGAGAGCAGGGGGAGGGGGAAGACCAGGAGGUUCCUACAACCACGCUAACAACGGAGAGCUAACUCAGAAUGAAGUAGACCAGACUUCUUUCUCCCUCCAGGAGUGUUUAAGGCUUUUGGAAGAAACCUUUCCCUUCACAGAAGAACAACAGUUACAUAAUGUUGGCGGUAGAGGAGAUCUGGAGUGUCAGUCCCCUGACAGGGAGCCACUAAUGCCCCCCAUCAUCCCCACCGGAAACCCAUCCUUGGACCUGGAGCUUGAAUGGCAGGACCUGUUGUCUAUCAUGGAGCCUGAGAACACAGAGGUUAACAUGAUGACUCCAUUUGACCACACCCGGAAUUCAAGAGCAACUGGGACCCUUCAUGAUGUGAGGUCUGAAGCUCUACAGCUAAACUGUAACAACCAUGACAAUGACGUAACAGAGGCUGAUCAGGAGGUCCUCAUGGAGACUCCCCAGCAGCAAGGGUCGUUUGGGCCUCCAAGCCAGUCAGAGCCAGUCCUGUUUCCACUCACCCCCAGUGCAGAUUUGGAUGACCACAGUUUAGCCUUUAACACAAUGGACACUUCGACAAACUCUAAUGUGUAUUCCUGGCACAGUCCUCCAGAUAACACAGAUCUGCUUGCAGAAGAUCCUUCAGAAGGCUUCCUGGGACUAAGUGCAGAAGAUAACUCGAGUACCUUCAACAUAAAUCUGCUAACACAAGAUCUUGUGGAUACCAUUGAAAGCAGUCCAUGUUCACAGUAUGCUCCCUACCCUGAAAACCUUCCUACCUGGGAUGUUAACUUUCAUUCAUGCAACAUGACAGCAUCCAGUUUCACCCUAUCUCCAGAGGGGAAUGGUAUGAUCCAAGACCUUCUGACGUCUCCCUCCAGUGUCUUUCUGAGUGACGAAGAGGAUGUUGAGAAUGAAAACAGUCUCCCUAGCUCACUUAGUGACCUCUUAGAGGAUGCUGCCAUCUUGGAUGAGUUUAGGUUGUUGGACCUAGCUCUGGAGGAAGGAUUCACUCCUGAGAUUGCAGCCAGGCUGGAAGAAGAGGGCUAUCUUGGCCGCGGAAUAGCCCAACAGGAAACUGGCAAAGAUGAUGAUCACUUAGGCUCUAGCACGUCAGUCACUGAAGAUCAUGUUCAACCUAGAGGACAUCAGCAAGACAGCGAGAAUGAGGCAGAAUCAGACUCUGGUCUUUCUCUGGACUUCAGCCACAGCCCUGCUUCUCCAAGUGCUUCCGAGGCAUCCUCUUAUUCCUCUUCCUCAUCCUCUUCAUCUUGUGUGUCGGAUGAGGGAAGUCCCUUCUCUGAAGAUGAGGACAAAGAUGCUGAGGAUGGGUUAGUUGGUGUGGAUAUGGAAUUGGAGGUGACCAUAAAGCAGGAGGAGCUGGAAGAGGAGGAGAUGGGGGCAGUAGGAGGAGGGUACCCUGAAGAUGUUAAGAAACAAUUCCCUCCCAACUAUGAAAAUGACAAGCUGUUUAAUGGCUUCCCUUGGCUGGAGCAUAUCGGCCACGAUCACACGUACAACCAACCCUGGCCAUCUGCCUCCUCUCCAUCCCUGGGCAAGAUGUCCACCAAACACACCAAAUCCUCCCUGCGACAUGACAGUGCCAGGCCUUACCGCAGCUCCAGACACAUCUCUGAGACCAAAAUGUGGAGCCGGGAUGAACGGCGUGCACGGGCCUUGAAAGUCCCUUUCUCCAAUGAGCUCAUUGUUAAUCUGCCAGUGGAGGAGUUUAAUGACCUAUUGGCCAAUGGCCAACUCAAUGAGGAUCAGCUUACCCUCAUCAGGGACAUACGCCGCCGUGGUAAGAACAAGAUAGCUGCCCAGAACUGCAGGCAGAGGAAAAUGGAUGUGCUGCUGGGACUGAAGGAUGAUGUGUCAGGUUUGAGGCGCUACCGCUCACGGCUGCUCCGAGAGAAACAGGAAGCCCUGAGGAAUCUGCAGGAAAUGAAGCGCCAACUGGGCAUGUUGUACCAGGAAGUCUUUUCCACUCUGAGGGAUGAGGAGGGGAGGUCACUGGAUGCUAUGGAGUACCUGCUUAAUUUUGAGCCCAAUGGUAGUGUCACAGUAGCUUCACGCCAACAAGGGGCAGCGAUGCCACUAACAAAAACCAGCAAGAAACAGAGGGACAAGAAGAAGUGAGGAGGUGAACAAGCCAUUAGAGAAUGUAGAGAGAGUAAAGCGAUUCCUUAACAGGAAUGUGAUCAAAACCACAAAAAAAAGGCAGGAAAUACGGAUGCACUGGUGAAUGAAGAAUUCUUUAUCUAGUGUCAAUGGCAGGUGCUAAAAGGUGCUGUGUUGUUCUCCAUGCUUCAAACAUUUUCUACACUGGAAACGAACUUGACUUCAACUCUAGUUAUGUUCAAACCCCUUUGAGAUAUAUCUAGGCUACUACAUAGUGGAAUUAAAACAGAUGGUAGGCCAGAUGACAUGGGAAAUGCUAGUGCCUAUGCACAGUCCUGCUUUCUCUAGUAUAAGCUCCCUCAGAGACUUGAAAACAUGACUUGAAUAAGCCAACAGAGUGAAAGCAGGCUGGAUCCUGGCUGUCAGCUACUAUAGCCAAACAACUGUGGAUGCUACAAUGACUGAGUCACCAAGGAAGGGUUGUUGGUACACAGGAAGGGAAGUUGUGGUCAUUCCCCUUGAGCUUGUAGAAGUGCAGAAUCUCACUCAAAUAUGCUUUAGCAAGCUGAAGACUUGAGUUCAUGCGGAUCAAACCUGGGUAUGUUCAGAUCCCAGACGGUGCAGUAACCACAAGCCAACCCACUGCCAAACUGUACAACGUUAUUCAAAGACAUUAGAUACCAUCUCCAGCAAAACCCUUUCAAAUUCUAACUAGAGAGGGCAUCUUGGAAUAGCAUACAUAAGUUAAAACUGACUUCAAGUCAGUUUUCCUGGAAAUUGACCAUUGUUUUGAAGAUUUCCACUUCUACCACAUGAGGACUUAGAUAAUACACAAAAAGCUCAAUUUUUUUUGUCUAUAUAAGCUAUAUUAGAAUGUGGCAACACUUUUUAGUAGGAUAUAUUCAUUGUUGCUUUUGGUCUCAGAGGAUUUGUUGAUAAUAGUAAGAACAAAAAGAUCAAAUAAUACCAGCCUUAUGCUUUAAGGUGGGUAGAUGGUCUUUGAGAACAAGGUGGGAUGAUGUGUCAUCACGCAUUGUGUCCUUCCAUGUCAUUCAGUGGCAAACACAGAAAAGUAAUGGAAAUAGGAAUAUGAAGAUUUGAUGGAUAGAGCACUUUGAACUUUCACACAUGGCCAUUCACGGCAGAAAAAUGGUAUGUCAGAUUGCAAGGGCCCUGUACCAUUUUCUUUUAAGGCUUUGUGGAUUCAUGAAUGGUGGACUGACCAGACUGCAACAAACUGACAACAGUCUGUUAAAAUAUGACUGAGGAAUGACUCCUUUUACCCAUAAGUGGUGCCUGUAUUGUUUUUUUUUCUUGUAAACUAAAAGCAUAACUGCAGUGGGUUUUACCUGUGCCUUUAACUUUUGUGUUCUCAUGUAUUUUUAACAUUCAUCUGUGAAGCUGUUGAAAUCAUAUUGUCUAUUUCACACAAGAUAGUGGGAAUCUCUAGAUUCCAACACUGAUUUAUGAAUUGUUUCAAGUUAGCAUGUCACCCUCUAGUGGUUGUGCCCAUAGCUGAAUAAGGCAGGACUCCAGAGAUUCUGAUGAAAACAUUACUACAAUGAAUUAAACAUGGCAGCAGUUUGACCUGUUGAUGCUAAGAAUUUACAAUCUGAACUAAAUUUAGCGUAAUCUAGACCGUAGAAAGUAUUAUUAUUAAUAGUCAUGUAACUAGUAGUAUUGUUAGAUUGUUUUUAGGCAAGAAUUACCAGUGUUUCACAUGGUACCUCAUUGUAGAAUCAAAUUACUAUAUGUGUAUGUGUCCCUCUCAGAUAUCUGUAUGGCAAAGAAACGCAGUGGAAUGAAAUGGUCUCUGCCAAAAUCCUGUCUUUCAAAUUUAUGAAGACCAAUUCUGAGCUUCUUACAAUGUAACACCCUGCAUGCUCAUCACUACCACUAAUGGAACAAGAUUUUAUUAGUUGUUAAGUGUUUACAUUUUGUGACUGCCCAAUGUGCUUGCUGGUAUUCAAGGACUUGGGACCUUGUCUUGUGUAAUAUUAAAAACAAAAUAAAUUGUAUUUCUUUGGA
Messenger RNA from Dicentrarchus labrax (European seabass), 5160 nucleotides. It is a transcript of the gene nfe2l1a, whose product is annotated as nfe2 like bZIP transcription factor 1a. The record is from RefSeq and is a predicted model, not a curated record. Gene Ontology annotation, molecular function: DNA-binding transcription factor activity, RNA polymerase II-specific; RNA polymerase II cis-regulatory region sequence-specific DNA binding. Gene Ontology annotation, cellular component: nucleus. The coding region runs from base 430 to 3150 and encodes 906 amino acids. Gene Ontology annotation, biological process: regulation of transcription by RNA polymerase II. The transcript is spliced from 9 exons. Lineage: Eukaryota; Metazoa; Chordata; Actinopteri; Moronidae.